Nilaparvata lugens (brown planthopper) is the source of this 1355-nucleotide messenger RNA. RefSeq names its product glyoxylate reductase/hydroxypyruvate reductase. The coding region runs from base 215 to 1276 and encodes 353 amino acids. The record is from RefSeq and is a predicted model, not a curated record. Gene Ontology annotation, molecular function: hydroxypyruvate reductase [NAD(P)H] activity; glyoxylate reductase (NADPH) activity; NAD binding. Gene Ontology annotation, cellular component: cytosol. Lineage: Eukaryota; Metazoa; Arthropoda; Insecta; Hemiptera; Delphacidae. The transcript is spliced from 8 exons.
GGUCGUAGUCGUAACAUCUUCAGCGGUCCAGUUUUGAGGUUAAAGUUUAUUAUCUUUUAUCUUGCCACUUUGUGGUGUCAAGAUAACUCAGUACUAUAAGUUUUAUUAUAUAACAAUUUAUUGUAAUAAUAGUGCAGUGUUAAUACUUUCGUUGACCUUAGUUGGCUGUAUUGCUUUUAGAAUUUUAUUUUUUUUUCUGUAAUCUUUAUUGAUUAUGCAUUGUGUCAGAUUAGCGCUGUCUUCAAGAUGUUUUGUUGUAUCUGAUUAUUCAAGAGUCUGUUCACAAUUGGUGUCCAUCAGGAAAGUCAUGAGUUCCAGCAGACCGAAGAUAUUUGUCACCAGGGAUGAUUUUCCAGGCAUUGAGCUAUUGAAAGAAAAAGCUGAAAUUGAAGUUUUCAAGGGCACCCAACCGUCAAAAGAUGAAAUUAUUGCUGGAUUAAAAGGAAAACAGGCUAUUUACUGCAGCCUCAACGAUAGGAUUGAUAAAGAUGUGCUUGACGCUUGCAAGGACAGUCUGAAAGUGAUAGGCACAAUGUCGGUGGGAGUGGACCACCUGGCUUGGCGACUGUGCUUUGAGCGCGGAAUCCGCAUCGGCUACACGCCGAUCAUUCUCACUGAGGCAGUAGCCGAACUCACCAUGGCUCUCUUACUAGCCACUUCCAGACGACUGUUUGAGGCCCACAAUGAAAUUUUGCAAAAUCGAUGGUCGUCUUGGUCUCCGAUGUGGAUGUGCGGCCCAGGCCUGCAUGAGGCGACGGUUGGCAUUUUCGGCUUUGGUCGCAUCGGCCAAGAAGUUGCUCGCAAAUUGAAAGCGUUUCGCGUUAAAAAAAUCAUCUAUUCCAGAUUUAGUCCUGGUGAAAUAGAGAAUGAUGUAGGUGCAAUUAAAGUGGAUGCCGAUGAAUUACUGAAGGAGAGCGAUUUUCUCAUAGUUCUAUGCUCGUUGAAUGAAAACACGCAGCAUUUCUUCAACAAGGAUCGAUUCGCUCAAAUGAAACCAUCAGCUAUCUUCAUCAAUGUGAGCCGCGGAGGUGUAGUCGUUCAGGACGAUCUAAUUGAUGCACUUAAGCGCAAUGUGAUAAAAGCAGCCGGAUUAGAUGUCACGACUCCUGAGCCAUUGAAAGCUGACCAUCCCCUGCUAGCAUUACCCAACUGUGUGGUAAUUCCCCACAUUGGUAGUGCAACCUACAAAUCAAGAAACGAGAUGGGAGAGGCGACCUCACAAAAUAUACUUUUGGGUCUUGAAGGAAAACCAAUGAUCCAUGAAUGGAAAGGAUAAUUACUACGCUUAAAAGUGAUUACAAAGAAUAUAUUUUUAUAAUUAUUUAAAAUGAAAUAAAAUUAUAUCAACGAGAAAA